CAGCCGAGGGGCGGCGCCCGCGGGCAGGGACAAGAACUCCGCGCAGCCAUGGCCGCAGCUGCUAGAGCCCGGGUCGCGCACUUGCUGAGGCAGCUGCAGCACGCAGCAUGCCAGUGCCCAACUCAUUCUCAUACUUACUCGCAAGCUCCUGCACUUUCACCUUCUGGGAAAACAACAGAUUAUGCCUUUGAGAUGGCUGUUUCAAAUAUUAGAUAUGGAGCAGGAGUUACAAAAGAAGUGGGCAUGGAUCUACAAAACAUGGGUGCUAAAAAUGUUUGCUUGAUGACAGAUAAGAACCUCUCCCAGCUCCCUCCUGUGCAAGUAGUUAUGGACUCCCUAGUGAAGAACGGCAUCCACUUUCAGGUGUUCGAUAAUGUGAGGGUGGAACCAACAUAUACGAGCUUCAUGGAAGCUAUUGAGUUUGCCCAAAAGGGAGCUUUUGAUGCCUACGUUGCUGUGGGUGGUGGUUCCACCAUGGACACCUGUAAAGCUGCUAAUCUGUAUGCGUCCAGCCCUCACUCUGAUUUCCUAGAUUAUGUCAACGCCCCCAUUGGGAAGGGAAAGCCUGUGUCUGUGCCUCUUAAGCCUCUAAUUGCAGUCCCAACUACCACAGGAACUGGGAGUGAAACUACUGGUAUUGCCGUUUUCGACUAUGAACACUUAAAAGUAAAAACUGGCAUUGCUUCAAGAGCCAUCAAACCCACACUGGGAUUGAUUGAUCCUCUGCACACCCUCCACUUGCCAGCACGGGUGGUUGCCAACAGUGGCUUCGAUGUGCUGUGCCAUGCCCUGGAGUCAUACACUGCCCUCCCCUACCACAUGAGGAGCCCCUGCCCUUCAAAUCCCAUGCUGCGGCCGGCGUACCAGGGCAGCAACCCGAUCAGCGACCUCUGGUCCAUCCAUGCUCUGAGGAUCGUUGCUAAAUAUCUGAAGAGGGCUGUCAAAAAUCCUGACGAUCUUGAAGCAAGGUCUCACAUGCAUUUGGCAAGUGCUUUUGCUGGCAUUGGCUUUGGAAAUGCUGGUGUUCAUCUGUGCCAUGGAAUGUCUUACCCAAUUUCAGGUUUAGUGAAGACAUAUAAAGCAAAGGAUUACAAUGUGGAUCACCCACUGGUGCCCCAUGGCCUUUCUGUGGUGCUCACAUCCCCAGCGGUGUUCACUUUCACCGCCCAGAUGUUUCCGGAGAGACACCUGGAGACAGCAGAAAUACUAGGAGCUGAUAUCCACACCGCCAGGCCCCAGGACGCAGGCCCUGUGUUGGCUGAUUCACUCCGGAAAUUCUUAUUCGAUCUGGACGUUGAUGAUGGCCUAGCAGCUGUUGGUUACACCAAGGCUGAUAUCCCUGCUUUAGUGAAAGGAACGCUGCCCCAGGAAAGGGUCACCAAGCUUGCUCCACGUCCCCAGUCAGAAGAGGAUCUGUCUGCUCUGUUUGAAGCUUCAAUGAAACUGUAUUAAUUGUCAUUUUAACUGAAAGAAUUAUCAUAUUACUUUUCUAAUUUUAAAAAAGGGAAGGAGAAAGAAAGAAAAAUAUUACUUUAAUCUUAGGUCAGAUUCAUUUUAUUAAAAUUUCAGUAACUAAUACAUAAACAGUAAAAACAAAUCUAAUGGGGUAAAUUAUUAGAGACUAAUUCUCUGGUGAAUAAAUUGUUCUUUGGGGGAAAAACACCAACAUCCUACAUGGAAAUUUACUCUUUUGAAAAAUGUUUCUAGGGAGUUCUAGUUGCUCCACAUUUUCACAAACAGUUGAUAUGAUCGGUCUCUUUCAACUUAUAAAUUCUAAUCCUGGUGCACCCUGUAGUUUUAAAUUUUAUUUUUCUGAUGUCUAAUCAUGUUGAGCAUCUUUUCAGGUGCCUAUUUGCUAUCCUUAUACUUUUGUGGUAAUGUACUAACCUCUUAUGUUAAUUCUAGAAAGUUUUUUUGUAGCACAUGUAGAAUUUCUUUUACAUGGAUAAUAGUGUUGUCUAUGAAUAAAGACAGUUUCACUUCAAAAAAAAAAAAAAAAGAAAAAUGUUUCUAGGGCGGUGCCUGUGGCUCAGUCCGUAAGGCGCCGGCCCCAUAUACCGAGGGUGGCGGGUUCAAACCCAGCCCCGGCUGAAUUGCAACCAAAAAAAUAGCCGGGCGUUGUGGCGGGCGCCUGUAGUCCCAGCUACUCGGGAGACUGAGGCAAGAGAAUCACUUAAGCCCAGGAGUUGGAGGUUGUUGUGAGCUGUGUGAUGCCACGGCUCUCUACCCAGGGCCAUAAAGUGAGACUCUGUCUCUAAAAAAAAAAAAAAACUCUGUGCCCUGGAUGACUGGGGCAUUAGAAAAAAUAAAA
Nycticebus coucang (slow loris) is the source of this 2311-nucleotide messenger RNA. It is a transcript of the gene ADHFE1, whose product is annotated as alcohol dehydrogenase iron containing 1. The coding region runs from base 49 to 1452 and encodes 467 amino acids. The transcript has 14 exons. Gene Ontology annotation, cellular component: mitochondrion. The record is from RefSeq and is a predicted model, not a curated record. NCBI's taxonomy places the organism in Eukaryota, Metazoa, Chordata, Mammalia, Primates, Lorisidae. Gene Ontology annotation, molecular function: alcohol dehydrogenase (NAD+) activity; metal ion binding.